Molecule: messenger RNA, 2403 nt
Organism: Effrenium voratum
Lineage: Eukaryota; Dinophyceae; Suessiales; Symbiodiniaceae
Source: the annotation of a GenBank genome assembly
AUGCAACUCUGCGUGAGGUGGGAGGCUCGGAGAAAGAAGCUGACCGAUCAGAUUUGGGAUUUGGAUCCAGACAUCGUGUCACUGGUGAUCUCGUCCGCUGAUGGCUGCGGCAUCUUCUGGCGCCGUUCCAAGUUCCAGAUGGUGGCCAGCGAGGCUGGAGACAAGGGACGGGAGAAGCGCGACCGAAGCUGCCUGAUGGUACUUCUGAGAUGGAAGAAUGCCCCUCACACCCUGCCGCUGGUCGUGGUCUCCACCCACUUGGCCAAGGACCCCUACAACAAAGCCCAGACAGCCAUCCGUGUCAGACAGGUGACACAGAUUAUGGCCUCUUUGACAGCCUUUACGACCACGCACGAUGCCAAAGAUUGUCCUGUGGUGCUGUUGGGGGACCUCAAUGCACGCCACUUUGGAGAGAUCCGAGGGACUUUGCAAGCUUCAGCCCAGCUGCGGUACGGAAAGAGGCAGGACUUGCCGAAGCUUGGUGUGAUGGAUCAGAGGCAACAUGACAAGAUUGUGGAUGAGUACAGGCACUUCAGAUACUAUGCGACCCUGCUUCUGCUUCCCGCAGUCCUCUACACCACCCUCAAGCACUGGUCUGCCGGGAAGCAUUUCCCCAUGACGGGCUCCAGCAGCUUCCAGGUCCUCUUGCGGGGGAAGUUCGUGGACUGUCGUGCGCCGUCGGACCUUCGGGGUGCCGACCUCUACUGCAUGCUGGCGAACGGGGUCUUCUUCUGUUAUCUUGGCCUGUGGAACUUCUUCGUCUUGCAUCAGCGCCGUGAAGACCGAAACGUCUUCGACCCAUCGGCUCGUGUACUGGUGCCGCUGUGCAUCGCAUGUGCACUCCUCCGGCCAAAGUCCACUGUGCUGCACUUCAGCUUUUUCGGAGCCUUGGCAGUUGGCUUUGUCUGCCUGCUCUUUGGAUCUGGCAUUGUGGCAGUGGUGCUCGUGCUUCUGUGGAUCGGCACCUUCGAAGGUCGAUCGAGCAAAGUUAAGCUGUGCUUCUCCCUGGGCAAGGCUUACGAUGUGAUCAGCCACAGUCUUCAGUGGGUUCAGCGAGCUGCGAAGGAUCCCUGGAUUCAGCGUGCCCAUGAGAAGAUGUACAGGUCCCGAGCAGCGUUCAAGCUGAAGCAGAUUGACGCCAAGUUCUCCAUCUUCAGCAGGAAGGGGGUGAUCAUCGAUCUGGGCUGCAAUCCGGGCAGUUGGUCGCAGAUCGCCUUGGAGAAGACGGGGCGGCACGCGGUGGUGCUAGGUGUGGACAAGAUCCUGAUGGAGCCAUUGGAGAACCACCACUUCAUCCAAGGUGACAUCAAGGAUGCUGGGACGUUGAGGCAAGCGGAAGAAAUCCUUUGCGGCCGUCCGGUGUCACUGGUGUUGGCAGAUUUGGCUCCGGUGAUGACCGGCUCGCGGAUCGACGACCACAUGGCCUCUGUGGAGCUGAGUAAGGUGGCGCUGAGUUGGGCGCUGAAGCUCUUGCGGCCCAACGGCUGCUUCGUGACGAAGGUCUUCGCGGGGGGGUUCCUGGAGCGCUUCCGCGACCAGCUCGCCGAGCGCUUCGCCAAGGUGAAGACGGCCAAGCCUGCGGCGUCCAGACAGGAGAGCGUGGAGAUUUAUUUGGUGUGCAAGGGCUUCACCGGCUCGAGCGAAGUCAUCCCCAACGAAGUACACCCCUCAGACCACUUCCCCGUGUUCGUGGCUUUUGCGAUGAAGGAGGGCUACGAGAAGCACCGUGAAAGUGCAAGGGCCUGGCUGGAGUGUGUGGCCGGGCGCGAGAAGGUCCAUCCGCUAAGCGACGAGGAGCUGCGUGAUGCCUUUGAGUUCUUUGACCGGGAUCGGAACGAACGCAUUCACCGCCGUGAUCUGGAGGAAGCGUGCGUAGAGCUCCGGUGCCAGUUCCACGUGGAUGUGCCUCACCUGCUCCUGGAGUGCUUCCCAAACAAAGAGAUUUGCUUUGAGAACUUCCUGCGAGCAUAUGAGGCCAGCCUCCGGACAGAGCGCAUGCGCGCAGUUGGUGACCUGGAGUGUGCCUUCCGAUACUUCGCCGGGGAGUCCGACUCCAUUGAGCUCGCGAAGCUCCAGGAAGCCUUCCGGGAGAUCACCCCCAUAAGCUUCUCGGAUGACGAGGUGAAGGACAUGAUUGGUCGAUGCAGCCGCAAUGGUCAGGCUUCUGUGCACCUCCAUGACUUUUGCGAGGUGGUCUGCCGCGCGACAUUCCCGGACCGGAAGGCCAUGCAGCGCAUACACCAGGGCGGACGGGCCGAUUCGCGCACCAGCUCGCGCCAGGGCAGACGCACGUCCACCAAGGAGAUCAGCUUCCGCCUCGACUUGUUGCACAAGACCGUCUCGGGAAAAGGGUUGGACAAGGGCCCGAGUACCGAUGAAUUGAUGCCUUUGAUGGAAGACUGA